This is a messenger RNA of Neoarius graeffei (lesser salmon catfish), 3820 nucleotides long. Its product is annotated as C-C chemokine receptor type 5-like. NCBI's taxonomy places the organism in Eukaryota, Metazoa, Chordata, Actinopteri, Siluriformes, Ariidae. Gene Ontology annotation, biological process: chemotaxis; immune response; G protein-coupled receptor signaling pathway. The coding region runs from base 61 to 1143 and encodes 360 amino acids. The record is from RefSeq and is a predicted model, not a curated record. The transcript has 2 exons. Gene Ontology annotation, molecular function: chemokine receptor activity. Gene Ontology annotation, cellular component: membrane.
UACUAAUACAGUACACGCAGUCUUCUUUCACAAUCACUCUUGGACUGAGGAAACGUUGACAUGAAUUACUCCAGCAUGCCAACCAAAGACAAUUAUGCUGACUACUAUGACUUAAGUACAGAUGAUGGCAGGUUCCAGGCCAGUGACAACAGCAAUGUAAGGAACUUUAGCCAAGUCUUCCUCCCUACAGUCUACAGCAUUGUCUUCAUUGUGGGGUUCAUUGGCAAUGGCCUGGUGUUGUGUGUCCUGGCCAAGUAUCACAAACCAUUCAACAUGUCAGAUCUGUGCCUCUUCAACCUGGCUAUUUCAGACCUCUUCUUCCUUAUCUCAUUGCCUUUCUGGGCUGACUACGCUGCCAACUUGAAGUGGACCUUCCCAGAUUUCAUGUGCCGAGCAGUGACAGCACUCUACAUGCUGGGCUUCUAUGGAAGUAUCUUCUUCAUGAUCCUCAUGACGGUGGACCGCUACGUUGUCAUUGUCCACACUUAUACCUCCCUCAUCUCCAAGUUCCGCUCUGUCGGAGCUAGCAUAGCGCUAGCUUUGUUUGUGUGGACACUGAGCUUGGGAGUCUCUCUGCCAAACAUAAUUUUCUCAAACGUGACUAAUGUAUCAAAUGUAUCAGUAUGCAUGGUGGCAUAUCCAGGGAACGUAUGGAAGUCAUUCCAUUACACUGAGCUGAACAUCCUUGGUUUUAUUAUUCCUCUCUCAGUGAUGCUGUUCUGCUACUCGCGUAUCAUCCCCAUCUUAAUGACCAUGAAUUCUCAGAAGAAACACAAAGCUGUCAGGCUCAUGGUGGUCAUAGUUACGGUUUUCUUCCUCUUCUGGACACCCUACAACAUCGUCAUCUUCCUGAAGCUCCUGCAAGAACUGAAAUACCUGUCCAGCCCUCAGUGGUAUCAGGACCUGCACAUGGCUAUACAGUGGGUGGAAUCCAUAGCGUUCUGUCACUGCUGCCUCAACCCCAUAAUCUACGCCUUUGUGGGGCAGAAAUUCAGAAAUUUAUUUCGAAAGAUCCUGAAAGAGUGGUUUCCUCUUUGCUUUGGCCAUUGCACAACAGCUGAAAAUGAGUCCUCAGAGAGAACAACGUCCAUGUACUCACGCGCCUCAAUGAUUUUAAGCACAGAGACAAAAUUAAAAAUGUAACUGUUAUUGCUUCUGGUCACCAAAGCCGAUGUCAGUUGGUAAAAAGACCAUAACACUUUGGCAAUAUUCCCAUUUUUUUCAGAGUAGGUUGGUGAUUAUUUGUUGGUUUAUAUUGUUUAUACAUGCUUUCUGUAAUGAGUUCAUUUUAACCUAAUCAUGCACAUAUUUCCUGCAACAAGUAACAAGCUCCUUUGCAAAAUAAUCGAAGAAUGUCAUCAAAUUAUAUUAUCAUUAAAUCCUAAUUUCUAAAUAAAAUGUUAAACAAACAUGUAUUGACAUAAAACUUCAGCAUAUCAAUAAUUAUCCAUAUUUAUCUUUGUAAAAUAAUAUAUUAUUAGCCUAAGAUUAAGUACAUUUUCCUUCAAUCAAGUCUAUGUAUAAAUUGUUACAGAAAAUUAAUUAACCCCUUUUGACCAAUUAGAUUAAUUCAAUAGCACUCUGGUAUUGUCAGGGGUGCGAGUGUGACGGAUGGAAGCGCAGAUAUAUUCACUAACCAUAAACAGUGAUAUGCAGAGCGAUGUAAACUAAAGUGCGUGAAACACACAACAAGCAAACAGUCCAAAGGAGCAGGCGAGGUCGUGAUCGAAAAAACAGGCAGGAGGUCAAAACAAGGUGCGGACAGAAUAUCAGAGGCAAAACAAUGACAAGAUCAGGAAAUGAGAAACAAGAAUCAAAAAACAGGAAGUCAACUAGAAUGAAACAAGGCUUAGUAUGGCGUAAUACUUCGCGUCGUCCUUUUUUUUAAAUAAGAUUCUCUUUUGGGCUUUUUACACCUUUAUUGGAUAGGACAGUGUAGAGACAGGAAAUGAGCGGGAGAGAGAGAGACGGGGAGGGAUCAGGAAAUGACCUCGGGUCGGAGUCAAACCCAGGUCCCCGGAUUUAUGGUAUGGCGCCUUAUCCACCUGAGCCACGACACCCCCAACUUAGCACAGUCCUUAAAGCAGAUACGCAGAGCCUUUAUUUUUAAAUAAAUUUCUGCGUGGAUAGUAUCUCCAUCCUUGACUUUUGUAUGCUGCAUAAAUGGGAAUAAAAAAAAUAUACAUUUUUGAGAGUUAAAAUCGACCGCAAAGUUGGCAUUCGAGCUGCCCCGCUGAGCCAGCCAGCGCUGAGUGCGUGACGUCACAGCGGUAAUCGGUUUUAAGGUCGAGGCUUUUGACAGCUAUAGGCCAAAGUCAUAUAAAUAAAUAUUUAUGGUGAAAGUAAGAAAUACCGUUACUUACUUGCUCAACUAAGACUGAUUUGACUUCACUGAUUGCAGGUUGACUCUCAUUAAAACAGGAUAGGUGUUAUAACUUAUGCAACAUACAUGUACAUGCAUGCAUUUUCACUGAUGAAACGUAAAAGGCUCAUUAAAUAAUCAGAUGAACUGAGACAAUCACAUUUUGAAGCAAAUUAAAUAAUCUUCUACUGGUAGCUUAAAUACACAAUACAAGUUGCAUGUAUUAAUCUAAAUGCAGGUAAACAACGUAUUGUUUUUUUUUUAAUCCAAAUGAGAGUCGGAGCUUACCCAUCUGUGUUCUCGCUUCUUGAAGGCUGAUCGUUUUGAAACAAUCUGACUUUCAGUUGUUCGUUUAGUUCUCAGUUCAUUCGCUUCUUCCAUGUAAGGGCGAGAUGGCAGCAAUAUCCAGUUUAGAAAUAAGACGGCUGCUCCACUCAUUCUCUAUUUUGUCCAUACAGAGUACUCCGCCAUUACUGCUUGGCUCAGGCAAUUACUAAAACCCGGGACAGAACGGGACGUCACCAGUUUUAGCAACAUUUGCGGGGAGGUCACUGCCCGAGCGAUAUGUCACGUCCCGUUCCAUCCUGGGUUUUAGCAACAAUCCUCGGCUCACUCCGGGAGGACUGGUGCGACUGAAUUUUGCUUUUGUAAAAAAUAAAUAAAAUAAAUACUUUCCUUUUCUUGUAGUUUUCUUUUUCUUUAAUUGUUGGUACUGCACCCUCUUUCAAGAAGCGCUUAUAGCCAACGCUCCUCAACAGAUCAGCGGUCUCGUACGAGUCUUCAGUAAAAUGUGCAGACCAGAGGAGAGACCACUUCAUAGGUGCCCAAUGUGCCCGUGAACGUCUCGCAAAACGCGUCCAAAUCUUUGCAGUUUGAACAUUCUUGGACCAUGCAAUGUAAAUCCACCUUCUGUCAUGUUGCUGGCGGGUGAAGCAACACAUCUAUGUGGCAUGGCGAUAAAUGAGCUCAAAAUGGAGGAUCGGAGUUGCAGUCAGCUCUGUGUUUUAGUAUAGCGGAAAUGGCGAUGAGACCGAUAGACUUCCUGCUGUGACGUCACAGACGUCAAGGUCAUUCACUCAGAUUGCUACCUAUAUGAAUCACUUUAAUCGUAAAAAUUACGAUAUUAGCUUUAUCGUUAAUGCUUAAAACUAUUCCUGUGCCAUUCUUGAGGUCUCAAGGCAUUUAUAAACGAUGGUGCACAUGCAGCCUGAGGCGCGCCUUAAAGUGCACGCGCCAAGGAGGGCAGGACUGACAGGUAUGAAUCACGACAAAGGAUGAUUCCUGUUUUUUUUUUUCCUCACUGAUCUGUUGAGCUUACAUAAAAGCACAUUGACCCUGUUGGGUGCUUUAUUCUCUUGACUAUUAUCAUUUUGUGCUGAAAAAAGGUCUCUCUUUUAAAUAAACCCAAGGUGUUCAAAAAUUGUAUUUCACAAGACAUGAUUAAAAAUGGCUACUUUA